Messenger RNA from Gongylonema pulchrum, 699 nucleotides. NCBI's taxonomy places the organism in Eukaryota, Metazoa, Nematoda, Chromadorea, Rhabditida, Gongylonematidae. The record is from the annotation of a GenBank genome assembly.
AAAGCUGGAGAUGAGGUGGCCGCUCAGGAAGCAGAGCAAGUGUCUGCGCCAUCACUAUCAGCCGAUGAGGAAGCAGAAAUACGUGCGCUGUUUUCUAGUUCUGAAUCUGAGCAUAGUAAACAGGUCGUCGGGGUGACUGAUGAUGUGGUCAUCAGAGAGGGCGUGCUCAAAGGUACCGAAACGUCUCCUCUGGCUAUAUUGCCAGUUGAUACUGUAGAAGCAUGGCUGGAAAUGCUGUCUUCGAAGGCUAAAUGUAUGCAGCAGACGCUGAAACCGUUGCUCGAUGUUUGUGCUUUGAUAGUGGUGCAGCUUAAUGAUGCCGGAACAGCGAUCAAGGAGCAGGUCGGUGUUGCUAAAGCUUUGAUUAAGACUGUCGGGGCAGCACUUGUGGCUGAUCUAGAAACUGCCGAGAAGAUGUAUGUAGCACUAGCUGAUCAGGCUGAAGCCUUAGAGAAGCUGAUAGUACCGUUGCCUAAUGAUACGGAAGCAGUGCGUCGAGAACGGUUGAAGUUUGCUGAUGCUGAAACUGCACAGCGGAUGAUCGAGGCUCUGUAUGAUAAUUUUGAUGAUGCCAAAGAAACAGAGUUCAUGCUGCGUCACGCUAUUGAUGCUGUCGAUGCGACGCUGGAGGAAAUUGCGAACAGUUGGGUGAAUUUCCCAAAACUGUUGCUUGGUGAUGUUACGCCUGAAAAUGACUGA